UGCACUACGUUUAUAACGUUUUCAGAUCAUAAACUUACCAUUGCAUUUGCACAAAUCACAUCCAUGCAUCUCUUCAUUGUCCUGGUGAUUUGUCUUUCUUGUUUGGUUUUUAUUUCUCUGUGGAAGCGAAGCUAUGCCAAACAGAAGCUCCCACCUGGCCCUACUCCUCUCCCAAUUGUUGGAAAUCUCCUUCAGCUAAAUACCAAGAACAUCAGUAAAUCCAUGAGCAUGCUAGCAAAAGUCUAUGGCCCCGUGUUCACUGUGUAUCUGGGCACAAAACCCACUGUGGUGCUGCAUGGAUACCAGGCAGUGAAGGAGGCCCUGGUUGAUCUUGGAGAGGAGUUUGCUGGAAGAGGAAGUCUUCCAUUGAUUGACAGAAUCACACAGGGAUCAGGACUUGCUUUCAGCAAUGGAGAAAUAUGGAAGCAAACCCGGCGUUUCUCACUCACAGUUUUGCGGAACAUGGGGAUGGGAAAGAAAACUAUUGAAGAUCGAAUUCAGGAAGAAGCUUUGUGUCUGGUAGAAGAGUUAAAAAAAACCAAUGCGUCUCCCUGCGAUCCUUCUUCGCUUCUGUUCUGUGUUCCCUGCAACGUGAUCUGCUCCAUCAUCUUCCAGAAUCGUUUUGACUACAGUGAUCAGACAUUUCAAACCUUGAAUAAGUAUUUUCAUGAAAACACCAGACUUUCCAGUACUCCCUGGGUACAGCUCUACAAUAUUUUCCCCAUUUUACAUUAUCUCCCAGGAAUUCAUCAUCAGUUAUUUAAAAAUAUUGCUUUGCAAAAGAAGUUUGUUUUAGAGAAAGUACAAGAACAUCAGGAAUCUCUGGAUGUGAAUAACCCUCGCGACUUUAUUGACUAUUUCCUGAUUAAAAUGAAAAAGGAAAAUCACGAUAAAGAGUCUGAAUUUACCAUGGACCACUUGAUCAUUACCAUAUUGGAUGUGUUCAGUGCGGGGACAGAAACAACGAGCACCACACUGACAUUUGGACUCCUGCUCCUGCUCAAGUAUCCUGAGAUUGCAGCUAAAGUCCGGGAAGAGAUUGAGCGUGUGAUUGGCAGACACCGGAGCCCCUGCAUGCAGGACAGGAGCCUCAUGCCCUACACGGAUGCCACAGUGCACGAGAUCCAGAGAUACAUUGACCUGGUCCCCACCAGUCUGCCCCGUGCCGUAACUCAGGACAUUCAAUUCCGUGGAUACCUCAUUCCAAAGGGCACGAGUAUAUUACCAUCUCUGAGUUCUGUCCUGUAUGAUGACAAAGUGUUUCCCAACCCAGAGAAUUUUGACCCUGGCCACUUCCUGGAUGAAAGUGGAAACUUUAAGAAAACAGACUACUUCAUGCCUUUCUCCACAGGAAAAAGAAUCUGUGUUGGAGAGGGCCUGGCCCGCAUGGAGCUGUUCUUAGUCCUGACCACCAUCUUACAGCAUUUUACCUUGAAACCUCUGGUUGAUCCAAAGGAUAUUGAUCCCACGCCAGUGGAUAAUGGGAUUGUCUCUAUUCCACCUUUCUAUGAGGUAUGCUUCAUUCCAGUCUGAAGAUGGCACCAGACUCCUGGGAGAGACCCUGCACCUUCCUCUGAACCAGACAGAUUAUUGCAGGCCUGUGUGUCACCUGUUACCCAUCCAUUGCUUACCAGCAAGAUGCCAUCCCUGAACACUGUCUCUUCUAAUUUCCCAGUUCAUCAAGCUCCAGUUCAAUUGCCCCACAAGGAAAAAAAAUUGUUUCAUCUUCAAUAAAAUUAUUUUCAUAAAGCAAUCCAGAGUAAUAAGGUAUUUUCAUCUCUGAGCCAUCGGAUCUCUCUCUCGCUCUCGCUCUCUCUCUCUCUCUGCAUCUCCUUUCUCUGUGUAACUCUGACUUUCAAAUAAAUAAAUCUUUAAAAAAUAAAGUAAUAAAAUAAAAAAGAUCAAUGAAAUAGAAAAUAAAAAUAUAGUGGCUCAGAGAAAACAUA
Messenger RNA from Lepus europaeus (European hare), 1946 nucleotides. Its product is annotated as cytochrome P450 2C3-like. Lineage: Eukaryota; Metazoa; Chordata; Mammalia; Lagomorpha; Leporidae. The coding region runs from base 64 to 1533 and encodes 489 amino acids. Gene Ontology annotation, molecular function: heme binding; iron ion binding; oxidoreductase activity, acting on paired donors, with incorporation or reduction of molecular oxygen, reduced flavin or flavoprotein as one donor, and incorporation of one atom of oxygen. Gene Ontology annotation, biological process: xenobiotic metabolic process. The record is from RefSeq and is a predicted model, not a curated record. Gene Ontology annotation, cellular component: cytoplasm; intracellular membrane-bounded organelle. The transcript is spliced from 9 exons.